This is a messenger RNA of Drosophila guanche, 774 nucleotides long. RefSeq lists its product as uncharacterized. Lineage: Eukaryota; Metazoa; Arthropoda; Insecta; Diptera; Drosophilidae. Bases 99 to 683 code for a protein of 194 amino acids. The transcript has 2 exons. The record is from RefSeq and is a predicted model, not a curated record.
GGUUGUUAUGGACGCACGCUGUUUGUGCAUAUAAACAUGUGUGCAGCACAAACACCACCUUUUCUACCCUUGAGUUCAGUUUGGAGUUGCCUGCGAGAAUGAUCUCACGCCGCGACAAAUUGCUGCAACAGCCCUGGGAGCAGCUCCGUUAUGCACAGCAUCGGGAGAAGGUAUUGUCCGCACGCCCAGCCAUCGAUACGCAUACGCCACGCUGCCACGAGCACGUGCAACGCAAAUGGAAAAAGCAACAGAACGAGCUCGAGCGUCAGCAGCAGAUUGAGCGUGAAAAUCUACGGCUUCUGCAGAAGCUGGGCGACAUCAUGAGAACGAAGCGAAUCAACAAUGUUUGGCUAGAGCCGCGACCCACGUUCCUCAAUCGCGAAAAGCACUUUCCCACACGUCCGUACUCCAGUUUGCCGGAGAUUGUUACCAAUUAUGGUCAGCAGCCGGCGGGUACGCUCAUCUAUGGUAUGCUGCCGAAGCACACAGUGGUGGGUCGCUGUCCCACGUGCAGCGGCAAUCCGGAACGCACCGAGGUGGCCAUUCCCGAGCAGCGUACACAAUGGGCCCCGGCCCGAAAUUCAUGGAAUCGCAAGACACAACAGCCGCUGCCUCACCAACGUUGCUACCACUGCGGCUCGUAUAAAAGCAGCGAGCGCAAAUUGUUUGAGGAAUAUGCCUAAUCCUUUGAUGGCUGAUGAAAGCGACAUGUAAAUUACGAAAAUAAAAUGCACAUUUAUUAAUCAAGCCUUUGGUAUAUUGGGCGGCAGCGUG